This is a messenger RNA of Diceros bicornis minor, 504 nucleotides long. Its product is annotated as gametocyte-specific factor 1-like. The record is from RefSeq and is a predicted model, not a curated record. Bases 1 to 504 code for a protein of 167 amino acids. The transcript has a single exon. NCBI's taxonomy places the organism in Eukaryota, Metazoa, Chordata, Mammalia, Perissodactyla, Rhinocerotidae.
AUGGAGAAAACUUAUGUCGAUCCCCUGGACCCUGAGAAGCUAUUACAAUGCCCCUAUAAUAAAAACCACCAGAUCAGGGCCUGCAGGUUUCCUUAUCAUCUUGUUAAGUGCAGAAAGAAUCAUCCUGCUGUCGCAAACAAAUUGGCUACUUGUCCCUUCAAUGCUCGCCACCAGGUUCCUCGGGCUGAAAUCAGUCAUCAUAUCUCAAGCUGUGACGACAGAAGUUACAUUGAGCAAGACGUUGUCAACCAAACCAGAGAGCUUGGACCAGAGACUCUGGCUGAGAGCACAUACCAGGGCUCUCCUUGUGAUGAAGACUGGGAUAAAGAUUUACUGGAACAGACCAGCACCCCAUUUGUCUGGGGCACAACCAACUACUGUGGCAACAAAAGCCCUCCAAGCAACGUAGUUGUGGAACAUAAGAGUCACCUGGCUUCGGACAUGCGCAUCCCCAAGUCUCUGCCGUAUGUUCCGCCAUGGAAAAAGAAUGGAAGUACACAGUAG